This is a messenger RNA of Anopheles coustani, 493 nucleotides long. Its product is annotated as translation machinery-associated protein 7 homolog. The record is from RefSeq and is a predicted model, not a curated record. The transcript has 2 exons. The coding region runs from base 110 to 304 and encodes 64 amino acids. Lineage: Eukaryota; Metazoa; Arthropoda; Insecta; Diptera; Culicidae.
UCUUUCGCAUCCCAAUUUUGCCAACACCAGUUCGUAUCCCUCGUCGCGACAGUCGCAUUUCCAAACAGCAUUUUUUCCGAAACGGUGUGUCGAAGAAGCAAAUUCAAGUAUGAGCGGACGCGAAGGUGGUAAGAAGAAACCGCUGAAGGCCCCGAAAAAGGACCAGUCGGAAAUGGACGACGAUGAUGUCGCCUUCAAGCAGAAACAGAAGGAGGCACAAAAGGCUCUGGAGGCGGCGAAGCAGAAAGCCGCAAAAGGAGGACCGCUGUUGCAGGGCGGAAUAAAGAAAUCUGGCAAAAAGUGAACAUCCGUUUCAGACUGCCAGACAAUGCUGUUAAAAUGUUCUACAUAUGCUGUUGAUGAAGAAAGCUGUUCUGGUUUACCAGGGAACAGAAGGGACGACUCGCGUGAAGGCGUUCUCAUCUCUUGUUCGGAUCCGAUAUGGAUGCGAAAUAACUUUUUCUAUUCGUAAAUAAACACAUGACUUAAGCGA